Molecule: messenger RNA, 1105 nt
Organism: Aphanomyces invadans
Lineage: Eukaryota; Oomycota; Saprolegniomycetes; Saprolegniales; Verrucalvaceae
Exons: 2
Coding region: 44-1045 (333 amino acids)
Source: RefSeq, a predicted model, not a curated record
GUAUUGGUCGAGUUGCAACAGAGUGUUUGGACGAGCCAGCAGGAUGGACGGCAGAUCGAGACCUGUGCGCGGCAGCCACGAUGCAAAAAACCAUGUGGUACUCGCCCAGCGCAACCCCGGUGUCCGUUCUGUGUUGCAUUUGUCAUUCCCUUUAGCGGCACCCAUGCAACGCCGCCGCCGUCUCGGUGUGGCGAUGGGGAUGGCGUUGCUGGGUAUCACAGGCGCCGCUUCCAAUGCGAACUAUUCGUUCUGUCGAGCGAACGUCUUGUGCACGAUGCUCAGUGGACUCGAGUGCAAUCGGUCUGGCGGGCGUUGCCCGCCAUGUAUAUUCCAGCGCGCCGCAGGUGCAAUGGAUUGUAGAGAAAAGGUCUCGAUGGAGCAGACAUGCCCACAAGUCGAGCUUCCCCUUCUCGUAGACUGCGAUGGCGAGAUCUCGACCACGUCGAUGCCGCCUUCAACUACUUCCCAGGCGAUGCCACCCACGACUUCGUUGGUAUCAACGACCGUCCAACCUGCCAACAAGGAUGCAACAACGAAUCCAAGCGCAGGUAAGGUACCUCGUUUGACUCUUUCGUCGAGAUCACGUGCACGGCCAGAUGCAAACCACACCAAGUCUUUCGUGUACUGGAUCAUCGCCGUCGCCGGGGUCCUGUGCUUUCUACUCGGAGCCAUUUGCGUCGUGCGGCACCGCAAGUCGACGAGGAGAGAGUGUGUGGUGCCGCCAAACAUUCAGCCCGUGCACAAAAUCCCGUCCGACCCCGUCGACACCGACGACGUGUCGAUACCCCCGCCAUUAAUCCUUGUCUCCGAUUCGCAGCGGGAAGACUUGCUGGACCGUUCGCCCCGCUUCGACUCGCCAGCAUUUAUCUCGGUCUCAAGUGGGCCAUCGUCUGCGGACGACGACGACAUCCUCAGCACCGUCUUCAUGCGGUUCCGCACCACGGUGGACUAUGCAAACGACGAACGGAAUUCGGUGUUUUCCUUGCUCUCGCCCAUGAAUUCCCCCGACACCGUAUCCACUGACGACGACGAAGUCGAUAUUUAGAGUGUAGAAUGUGUAAGUGUUGCGAAGUUGACGUGCCAUGUGAAUCAAACUGCUGCCACG